Molecule: messenger RNA, 987 nt
Organism: Macrosiphum euphorbiae (potato aphid)
Lineage: Eukaryota; Metazoa; Arthropoda; Insecta; Hemiptera; Aphididae
Source: the annotation of a GenBank genome assembly
AUGUCCACACAAGAAGUACCAGAGACUACAGUAGGUACUACACCCGAAUCAUCUGAGAAUUCUGAACCCACACGUGAACGGUCUAUGGAAGAAAUAAUCGCUGAGAUGAACUUAUUUACAGCUGAUGAACUAAAAACAAAAUUGAAUGGAAUGAUGUGCAAAAUGCGGUCUACUAAUUUUGAAAUGGCUAAGGAAUUCAGUAAGUUUGCUAAAUAUGUACCAUCGUGGUUAUUAAAAAAAAACUACGAGCAGGAAUUUGACCCUAAAGUUAUUCUAUCUUAUAUGGCUGCUAAAAAUUCCGAUAAAAAAGUUAUGGAUAGAGAUAUAAGAAUGUUGGUUAAGUUAGGCAUUGAGACAGGAGACAAUUUGGAAAAAAUCGUUAUAAAAUCAUCACCAGAAUUUAAAUCAGAAUUCGAAAGACUUAAAAUAAAAUAUGAAUUGGUCUCAAAAGCUAAAAACUCAAAGUCUGCAGUGACUUUAUCCAGAAUUUGUGAGAGCGUCCCAAUAUUAACAUGCUUGAACCUUAAAAAUAAAGCUGAAAAUCCUAUUGUAUCUUUUGAAUUGAUGGAUACUAUUUGUAAGAACUAUCCUAGAGUGAUGAUGACGUCUGCUUUCGCUUAUCUCAUACCAAAUAAAGGGGACGAAUUUUGUUUAUUUUUAAAGAAAGCACACUUGCUUCAUCAAUAUCAGUUGUUUGCUACAAUUUCGCCUCAGAAUCAUCCGAGUUCUUCGAUUGACCAUGAACAUGAAUUUAUUUCUAAAGUUUACGUAAAAACUCAAGCAGCUAUCAAUGGAUCGCAUAUAGAAUACGAUGUUCAAAUAAAGUUUUUAAAAGAAAAUGAUCUAAUUGAGGAAGUUGAAAAUGAAAUAACUGUUACAAAAGGAGUUCUAGAAGCAGUCAAGUUGUGGGACGAAAAAGAAAUGCAACACGAAUUAGAUCAAAAGUUUUCUUGUGUCGAAGUUGAUGAUUACUCGAGUUUUAUAUAA